This is a messenger RNA of Wallemia mellicola CBS 633.66, 1179 nucleotides long. RefSeq lists its product as hypothetical. Lineage: Eukaryota; Fungi; Basidiomycota; Wallemiomycetes; Wallemiales; Wallemiaceae. The transcript is spliced from 2 exons. The coding region runs from base 7 to 507 and encodes 166 amino acids. The record is from RefSeq and is a predicted model, not a curated record.
ACACUGAUGAUUACAACGGACAGACUAUCUCUAAUUGCAACCUCAACAUUAUCUAAAUUACUAGAAAGGGAGAAGAUACUACAACUGGGAUUGAAAUACGAUGAUGACGAAUUAGAUAGCAACUUAGAAACGCUCAAGGAGGGUUAUGAGGUAUUAGCAGACGAUGACAGUGACCAGGCACUCAAAUUUAAGCACCAAUAUCUCAAUCUACUCGAUUUACUAGGAAAGGAUAAACCUUCUCCUAAGCCUGCUAAAGAAAUGCCGCUCACACACCUUCCAAAGUCGACAUCUAUCCAGCAAACACCAUCAACUAGCCAACAAGAACAUCUAUUCAACUAUGACGAUAUGAUGGAUCAACAAGAUACCCACUUAGAUAAUCUUUCACAGUCAAUACACAAUCAACACCAAUUGAGCAACACAAUGACGACAGAACUUGGUCAACAUAAUGAGCUCUUGAAUGACUUAGAACUUGAAAAUUCAAGUCAAAUACAUCAACUUAUUGCAUAACAAUAAUCAUUCUCGUCCUUAUUCUGUUAAUUUUAAUAUUUAAAGUGUAGCCAUAUCAAUCUCACAUGCUGUCGCAAGGUCUUCAAGUGUUGGUUUACUUGAUCCGCUAACCGUCAUAGUAGACAUUUUCUCUCUUGCUUUAGUGUUUGACAAUGAAGGUGUACUUUUAGACACACGCAUCGUGUUAGCCAUUUUAUUCCGAAGUGUCUGCGAGGAUUUGACUCUUGGUAGACUCCUACCAGUGUACAUAUCGUCAGUAUAAUGCGCAGGUGAUCUACCUCGCACAGAUAUAGGCAUGCUUUUAACAGUAGCGACUUGAACAUCUACACCAUUCUCCAGUUGAGCGUAUAAGGUAACAUUUAAGCGGAAUUUUUCCAUCUUCCUGUUCGUUGAGCGCUCGAAUUGUAUACGUUCAAAUUUUACAGCUUGAGCCUCAACAUCAUCACUGGUGCUGUUUAUUAACGCAGUUAUUGAUUCUCUUUGUGGUUUAACUUUCGGUCCUUUCUCGCGAGCUGAUGAGAAUUGUACAAGGUUUACGCUAUCCUCAACAACGGCGUCUUCGUCGUACAUGCUCGCGUUUAAACCUACUUGAAAUGAAAGGAUCGGGAUGAGAUGACCUGAUACUGCCACAAGAGGGUUACUAAGGCUCUCCUCCUCUUGUGCUAUCUUUCC